Messenger RNA from Sus scrofa (pig), 2878 nucleotides. It is a transcript of the gene NTM, whose product is annotated as neurotrimin. The record is from RefSeq and is a predicted model, not a curated record. Lineage: Eukaryota; Metazoa; Chordata; Mammalia; Artiodactyla; Suidae.
GCCGCGAUGCGCGCAGUCUGCCUGCCCGCCCGCCCGUUCGCUCGGCGCCGGGACCGCGGAGAGCGGCGGUCAGUGAUGGAGCUGCUGCCAUGACAACCCCGGCGGUCGGGGCCCGCGCGCGUCGGGGCUGCUCCCGGGAGGCCGGCGGCGCGGAGGCCGGGGGCGGCCGCUGAGCGUGGCGUCCGCGCGGCUCCGGGGCUGGCAGCGCCUCGCUUUCCCCAGCGAGCGAGCAGGCGAGAGAGCGAACGGCCGCCGCCGCGGAGACCGCUCCGCCGAGACCCGCCGCGUCGCGGUGGCUGCAGCGCGCACCAGGGUUUGGAGGAAGUUGACCGAGGCGGCUGCCGCAGCAUCCCCAGUCCGGAUCGCGCGAAGCCCGGCGUAGUCUCUCCUCCUGGCUCACCCCGGCGCCUCCUGCGUGCUCUACUUUCCAGCUCUGCUAUUGUUACAGACUGUUUUCUGCUGAUCAGCCUUCCUCCGAAACUUACAAAGAAAGUGUUGGAUUUGCCCUUGCUGGAACUGAGGAAUUCAGACUACCUCCGGGUAGCGGGUUCUAACUCACCCCCUGUCCCCUUCUGGUACCAAAGUGCUUACUCCUCUCCAAAGUGCCAUGCCUGGAUGCUAGCGGGAGGAAGGGGCUCCUGAGACGUGCCCUCACCUUUGCACCUGUCCUGCGCUUCCCCUCUCUUGGCCACCUUCCCGGCUGAAACAGCACCGAGGGAGCCCUCUUUGGACGUCCUCCGUGGAAACUGCUUCUCCAAAGCUGCAGCGCUGAGGCUGGAUUUGGGGAGGAAUACUAGACUUGGAGGAGUCUGCGCGCUUUUCUGCGGCCGCGCCUCCCGGUCCCCGUGCUCGCUCCCCUACCCCACCCACUUCCUGUGCGCGCCCGGGGGGCGUGUGCCAGCUGCUGCCGGAGUUCUGGGAAGUUGUGGCUGUCGAGGAUGGGGGUCUGUGGGUACCUGUUCCUGCCCUGGAAGUGCCUCGUGGUCGUGUCUCUCAGGCUGCUGUUCCUUGUACCCACAGGAGUACCAGUGCGCAGCGGAGAUGCCACCUUCCCCAAAGCUAUGGACAACGUGACGGUCCGGCAGGGGGAGAGCGCCACCCUCAGGUGCACGAUCGACAACCGGGUCACCCGGGUGGCCUGGCUGAACCGAAGCACCAUCCUCUAUGCGGGGAAUGACAAGUGGUGCCUGGACCCCCGCGUGGUCCUGCUUAGCAACACCCAGACCCAGUACAGCAUCGAGAUCCAGAAUGUGGACGUGUACGACGAGGGCCCGUACACCUGCUCUGUGCAGACAGACAACCACCCCAAGACCUCCCGGGUCCACCUCAUUGUGCAAGUAUCUCCCAAAAUUGUAGAGAUUUCUUCAGAUAUCUCCAUUAACGAAGGGAACAAUAUCAGCCUCACCUGCAUAGCAACAGGUAGACCAGAGCCUACGGUGACCUGGAGACACAUCUCCCCAAAAGCUGUGGGCUUUGUGAGUGAAGAUGAAUACUUGGAGAUCCAGGGCAUCACACGGGAGCAGUCAGGGGACUACGAGUGCAGCGCCUCCAAUGACGUGGCUGCUCCGGUGGUGCGGAGAGUCAAGGUCACCGUGAACUAUCCUCCAUACAUUUCAGAAGCUAAGGGCACAGGUGUCCCCGUGGGGCAGAAGGGCACACUGCAGUGUGAAGCCUCUGCGGUCCCUUCGGCAGAAUUCCAGUGGUACAAGGAUGACAAAAGACUGAUUGAAGGAAAGAAGGGGGUCAAAGUGGAAAACAGACCUUUCCUCUCAAAACUCAUCUUCUUCAACGUCUCUGAACAUGACUAUGGGAACUACACGUGCGUGGCCUCCAACAAGCUGGGCCACACCAACGCCAGCCUCACACUGUUUGGUCCGGGCGCAGUCAGCGAAGUGAGCAACGGGUCGUGGAGGAGGGCGGGCUGCACUUGGAUGCUGCCGCUUCUGAUCUUGCACCUACUCCUCAAAUUUUGAUGUGAGUGCCCCUUCCCCCGCCGGGGAGCAGCUGCCGCCACCGCCACCGCCAACACAUCAGCAAUGGCAACGACAGCACCACAAGCAUCCCCGUUCCAAAUCAGACAUGAGCCCACGAAAUGCAGAGAAUCAGAGCCUAAUGGGACACACAUUCCAGGGAGGGGAGCGAAGGAUACUUUGGGAAAACAAGGUGAACAGGAAAUUGGAAGCCUCCUGGCAGACACGUAGGUACAGCUGUUUUCUUUCUUUUUCCAAACGAGAAGAAGCCACGCCGGCCUUGGACCCACCCGCAAGCUGCAUUGCGUGACCUCUGUUACCAGGCGGGCUGGGGCUCAGCUGCCGCUCUGCCCACCACAGUGCACCCCCACUCCCCGGGAAAAUUCCGGAGUCGGCCACCCCAAAUUCAAUCAGUCAAUAGAGACGAACACAGAGUGAGGCGUGCGGGCCCAGGUGUGCCUCUCCGGCCCCCUUCCUAGACUGUGUCCCUAUUGUGUGUGUGAUGAAAUGCAGAAACACAAAAAAAAUAAAUAAAAAGAAAACUAAAACAAGACAGCCUGACAGCUACAACAAGCCCACCAUCAACAGUCACAAAGGAUAUGGUUAAACUUCUUUUUUUUUUUUUUUUUCAUUGUACAACGUGGACAUCACAGAUAAUAAGGGAUUCUGAUUCAUUAUUAAUUUUAUUAAUUAUAUUUUCUGAUAGGAGUCUAAACCUUAGUGGAAAAAACAAGACAAAGCUAAGAGUAUGCAGAUGAAAGGGGUGAACAGAAGUAUAUUUGUUAAAUGUGAAACAUGAAUAGUGUCCUUCUUACCUAGGUUUACAACUGGUGGACCGCACACCAGGCAUUAACCACUUGGUGAGGAUUUGGCAAAUCCACCAAAAAAAAAAAAAAAAAAAAAAAAAA